This is a messenger RNA of Erythranthe guttata (spotted monkey flower), 1370 nucleotides long. RefSeq lists its product as uncharacterized. The record is from RefSeq and is a predicted model, not a curated record. Lineage: Eukaryota; Viridiplantae; Streptophyta; Magnoliopsida; Lamiales; Phrymaceae.
AUGUCCGGCGUAUCACUAGCCGUGUCCCCUCCUCCGCCGCCGCCGGCGACAACAAAUACAGAACGCCGCCACGACGCGGCGGCGUUAGGCGGCGGCGGGGUGAUGGGUUCCCUCCGCGUGAUAGAACUGCAGCUGGUGGCGUUCAUCAUGGUCUUCUCCGCCAGCGGCCUCGUCCCGCUCAUCGACCUCGUUUUCCCGGCGUUCGCCUCCGCCUACAUCCUCGUACUCUCCAGGCUCGUCUUCCCGUCGCUCGGCGGCGGCGGCGGCGGCGGAUCCCCUGAAAUAUUCCAAGGCAGCCGGCUGUUCCGCCUGUACGUGAUCGUGGGAACAACCAUCGGGCUGUUCCUGCCGCUGGCGUAUGUCCUCGGCGGAUUCGCGAGAGGCGACGAGCACGCCGUCAGAUCGGCGACGCCGCACCUAUUCCUGCUGUCGUUUCAGAUACUGACGGAGAAUAUAAUCGGCGGCCUAUCUCUAUUCUCGCCGCCGGUGAGAGCGCUCGUGCCUCUGAUCUACACCGUACGCCGGAUAUUCGUCAUCCUCGAUUGGACCAAGGAUGUGUGGCUCAACAAAACCCUCCCCGCCAAUGCAGAAUUACACGUUGUGGCGUGGCAUUGGUUUGGAAGGGGUUUGGCGGUUUUGAACCUGGGCUAUUUCGCGGUGAACUUGUUGUGUUUUUUGUUACCUCGAUUUCUGCCCCGGGCGUUCGAGAAGUAUUUCAGAGAGAGAGAUGAAAUGCAUGCUAAGAUGGCCGAAGAUAAGCAUUCCUCUUCGUCGGCUUCGAAUAUUGCCUCCCAAAAAACCGACAAGAAGGCCGAUUAAUCGAUCGGUGGUUUUAUUUUGCUGCAAUCGUACGUAAGAUGUUUUAACUUGUUUCCGGAAUCAUAUAUAAUAUAUAUAUAAUCAUGCACAUUGUAACUUUGUUGUUUGGUUUAUAAUGGUUUAGCUUGUUAUAAACGGGUAGUAGUCGGGUUGUUUUAUCACCGAACAGUGAAUUAGUAUAGUUUUGAGUUUAAUUUCGGUUUGUGGAUGGGGGUUAUAUGAUUGAUUAUUUUAUCGGAAUUACCCAUGAUAAAUAGUAUUAGUACAUUUCGCAGCAAAUUAGGCUUCAAAGUUCUUGGUUUGGUGGUACAUCCCAAUGAAUUUAUGUCUCUCUCUUUUCGAAUAAAAAGAAAAGACUUUGUUGAUCCGAUUUCCUCUCAAAAUCUCACGCUUCGAAUGUAGAUUGGGAAUCCUUGUAGUUAAUAAUCAUUAAUUUGACUACUUGAUUAAAUACUUGCGAUAAAUUUGUUGACCCGAUUUUAUUAUGUGAAAUCCCUAGCGUGCUUGAUCAGUUCGAUUGAUUUUAAUGCACGAACUUGUGAAGCAUGUUC